This is a messenger RNA of Aspergillus caelatus, 1002 nucleotides long. Its product is annotated as putative NUDIX domain. The record is from RefSeq and is a predicted model, not a curated record. Lineage: Eukaryota; Fungi; Ascomycota; Eurotiomycetes; Eurotiales; Aspergillaceae. Gene Ontology annotation, molecular function: bis(5'-nucleosyl)-tetraphosphatase (asymmetrical) activity. The transcript has 2 exons. The coding region runs from base 295 to 843 and encodes 182 amino acids. Gene Ontology annotation, biological process: ATP biosynthetic process; AMP biosynthetic process.
CUACCAUCGAGUAGUUUGACCAACAGUUUGGCUGUAACAGGACACUGAUGGAGAGAACUGGGUAUAUCUUUCUCUUCGAUUGGCAAAAAGCUCACCAUACCGUAAUCUACUUCUCCAUUUUGAAGCUCCACCGCUGAUUCAGGUCACGUUGUGAUACCCGUAGUAAUGAGGGGUAAAUAAGUAUCGUUCGUUGACCUGAUUUCAAUCCAAUCCCCUUUGUGCCCACAGAUUCCUUUCCAACCCCCACUCCUCUUUAAAUGAAACCAAUUCAAAUGACCAUGUAAACCUUCCAUCAUGACAACUUCACCCAACACCACCACCCAAUACACCUCAGAACAAUUCGUCGAAAGCUGCGGAGCUAUCCUGUUCGACCUAUCCGCCCAAAACAAGACUGUAUGCCUUAUCCACUACCACGCAAAAAACGAAUGGCUUCUUGCCAAGGGACGUCGCAACUGUGGUGAAUCUCGACACGAGGCGGCACUACGCGAAGUCCGCGAAGAGACUGGCUCUCAAGCCCACCUCUAUCCUGUAACGAUGCAUACUCGUGCGCCUCCAAUGGACGAACAGGGACAUAUGCCAGACAAACCUCGCUGUUACUCGAAUCUCACCGAGCCCUUCAUGGUUACCAUGAGGCAGUUAGGUGGUGCUGGUGUUAAUGAUGUCAAGAUUAUAUGGUGGUAUAUUGCUGCUCUGGAUGAAGGGGUGGUUGCUAGAUCUGCUGGUCAGGCGGAGGAGGGGUUUACUCCUAAAUUCUUUCCGUUGAAUGAGGCAGUAAAGAGGCUCAGCUUCGACAGUGAUCGGAUUGUCCUUCAGAAGGCGAUUGAAUUAGUGGAAGCUCAUUGAACCAGUUCGUUACUUUGUUUGAAUACUUUGGGUGGGAGUUGAGUUGAUGCGAUGGGGUGGAUGACACGCGGUUCAGAACAUUUACUAGAGUUAAGUAACUAGUUACAUGAGGCAUUCUAAAGGCUACCAAUAGAAUUACUUCGUUUAGACAUUUGCCUA